This is a messenger RNA of Pomacea canaliculata, 3787 nucleotides long. RefSeq names its product protein KRI1 homolog. The record is from RefSeq and is a predicted model, not a curated record. Gene Ontology annotation, cellular component: nucleolus; 90S preribosome. The coding region runs from base 29 to 2374 and encodes 781 amino acids. Lineage: Eukaryota; Metazoa; Mollusca; Gastropoda; Architaenioglossa; Ampullariidae. The transcript has 18 exons. Gene Ontology annotation, biological process: endonucleolytic cleavage in ITS1 to separate SSU-rRNA from 5.8S rRNA and LSU-rRNA from tricistronic rRNA transcript (SSU-rRNA, 5.8S rRNA, LSU-rRNA).
AUUUCAACUUCCUGUUUCUGCUUGCAGCAUGGCGAAGCGAAAUGUUUUGCUUAACUUGGAUAACGAAGAUGAUAGCAAUGUUGAAUUAAAAGUCAACAAAGACUACGCAAAUAAGUACUCAACUUGGCGCGAAAAAGAAGAACUUCAAAAGUUGAAGAGUAAAUAUGGUGAUGUCGAAGAAGAUUCAGAAUCCAGUUCGUCUGAAGAAGAAGAUGAGAAUGCAGAAGGCUGGUCAGAGCAGCUGGAAAAGGACUGGCUUCGGACAUUGGCUGCUGUCAAAAGUGGGGACCCCCGUAUUUAUCAGAAGGAUUUCAAAUUUUAUAAUAGUGACAGUAGUAAAGACAAGGAAGAUGGAAGUGCCAAUGAAAUGGAUGAUCCUCCUAAAAUUAAAAAGAGGAAUGAAAAACAAGAUGAAACUCCAGUGUAUCUUCGUGACUUUGAGCGUAAAUUCCUUCUUGAAAAAGGAGGGGUGUUGAGUGACAGUGAAGCUGAGGAGGAGGAUAACCAUCAACGCAGUCCAAGUUACAUGCAGGAACAGGAAGCUCUGAAGAAAAGUAUCCAGCAGGCAAUAAAAGAAAUGGAUGAUGACAAUGAUGAAGACUGCCUCAAACCUCGCAUCAAAACAAAAGCUGAAAAGGCCAAAGAAGAGGAGGAAUAUCGCCAGUGGCUAAAGGGAGAGAAGUCAGAGCUUGGGCAGGAUAAGCAAGCAGCUGUGGAUCUGGCACCACUGAAGAAUUAUUGGUCACAACCAGACUUGGAUGAAAGAGAGAAAUAUUUGCGGGACUUCAUCCUUAACAAGGCAUAUCUGAAUAAAGAAGAAGAUGAAGAUCCCCCAACAUACCAUGAGCUGAUAGAGGAAUUGGAGGAAGAUGAAGAAACACUGGAACACCAAGAGCAGUUUGAGAGGAAAUACAACUUCCGCUUUGAGGAGCCAGAUUCGCAGUUUCUACAGACUCAUGCUCGCAUAAUAGAGGACUCUGUUCGCAGAAAAGACAACAAGAGAGCCCUGAAACACCAAGAAAUUAAAGAAAGGAAAAAGAAAGAGAAAGAGGAGAAGCAGGAGGAAAUCCGACAGCUGAAAAACUUGAAGAAAAAAGAGAUUCUUGAACGCCUUGAACAGCUUAAGGAAAUCACAGGCAAUCCUGAUGUUGGAUUUUCUGCUAAGGAUAUUGAAGAUGACUUUGACCCUGCAGCUCAUGAUCAGAUGAUGCAGAAAUAUUUUGGGGAUGAUUUUUAUCAGGAACAAGAGGAUGUAAAGCCAGAGUUUAAAGAUGAUGCAGAUGAAGACUUUGAUGAAGAAGACUGGGACAACUGGGACGUGACCAUGUCUGCUACACAUGAGGCCAGACAGCAUACAGGAGAGUAUGAGGAGCCACAUGUUGAUGACCCAGAUUUUAUAAUGGAUGCAGACUAUGAUCCCACUCAGGUGACCUACACAUCAGGCAAAAAGAGAAAACGUGGAUCAAAAUUUGCUGAGAUUCUUCAGACCAAAAAGCCAACAUUUGAUGAAGUGUGUAAGAAGUAUGAAGGCAGUGAUCACCCUUUUGGUGAUUAUAUUGAUGAAUAUUUCCAGCUUGACUGUGAAGACAUUAUUGCUGGAGACAUCAAGUGUCGAUUCCGCUAUCGCAAAACAGUGCCAAAUAAUUAUGGGCUAUCAUUAGAGGAGAUUUUGAGAUGUCCUGACCGAGAACUGAAUUCCUGGGCCUCUUUGAAGAAGAUUUGUCAGUUUAGGACGGAGGAAGAUGAGUUGUAUGAAGUGAAAAAGUACAAGAGAGCAAGACAGUUGAGGAAAAAACUUACAGUCUUGCCAUCCUUGAGAGAUAAAAGCGAAUCAAAUGUGGAAUCUGAAGGAAAGAACAAGAGAGAUGAGCCAGAAACAUCUUUGAACAUAGCACAUGAGUCAACAUUGAAGGAGAAAAGACAACUUGAUAACAAUAGUCAGAAAAGCUCAGAGCAGAAAACAGAUUCACCUUCAGUGAAAAAGAAACACAAGGCUGAGAAAUAUUCCUUUACGGAAAAAGGAACUGGUGUGUUUGUUAAUGUGGGGCUGCGAGAACAAGCUGUCACACAAGAAGGUGUACACAAGACAGCAGAUGCUCUAGUGCUUACAGGUGACAGCAGCAAAAAGGUUAACAGCAUGACAGCAACCACAAGCAAAAUAAAGGAUCAUGAAAGGACAGAGAAAUCAGAGCAUAAAACAGAGAAGAAACUGCACCAGGUGGCAGUUGGUAAAGUGGAAAAAAAGCGUAACAAAAAAAAGAAGAAAAAAUACCAACCAGAUCACAUUUCAUCAGACAGACUUAAAGCCUAUGACAUUGACCCACGCAAAUUCAAAUACACAAAACACCUGAUAUUGAAGAAAUCAGUUGCCUGAUACAUUGGAACUCUGUAAGACCAGGUUGUGUGGAAGCAGGAAUAAUCCUUGAGUCAGAGUUGGAAACAUUAUGUACAAAUUGAGGAUAUCUGUAAACUGUGUUGUCAGAAGUCUUCGUGUCAUCACUGAUAUCUUUGAAGAGAUAAAUGAUUUGGGAACAGUCCCUGUUUAGUGUGGUGAUACUGUGUUAUAAAAUAUUUGCCACUUUUUAGUAUCAUGUUGUCUUUAUAAUGCAGUGACAUGGUGUCAUAUACACUUGGCUUACAUUUAACUUGGCUAAGAAUCCAACAUGCUUGUGUACGCAUAACUCAACUGUUUACAGAUCAGUUUUCCUCUCAUCCAUAGGUGGUCCAGUGGCGCAAGAGUUAGCGCCUGUCACCAAUACAGUGAAGGUUGGCUGUCCUAGAUUCAGCUCUCGUCUCGGGCCCACUGUUCUUUCUGUGCAUGGUAUCUGUUUACAGGGCUAGCUGCCUUCCCAUGAUAUAGCCUUAGUUGCUGGCUCUGCAUAAAAAGCCAACCCCAUCCUUCACUAAGUAGACUGAAGGGUUGGAGUUUGAGUGAACUGUAAAGACUUGCCUGUUUGUGGGAAAGCUCUCUGGACAAGAAGUUGUAUGUUGAGUAUUUUUCUUAAUACCAUAAUGGGAACUAGGUGUAUAUGGAUAAUAAUAGCGAAACAAAGUAGAGAAAACCAUUCUGCAGAAAAUAACAAAUAACUUCCAUUGUUGAUUAAAAUAUGGCAGUGCUUGUGGAAUAUAUCAACACCACAAAACAUCGUCAUUGAACCUUUUCAGGAUAUUGUUGUCUGCUGACAGUAACAUUAGAACAUCACUUGACAUAAAAACAUGUCUACAUUCAUUUCUAAUCACUUAUAGUCUCUCUCACAAGUAUUACAGAUCUGUACUCAUUCAUAUUGUUACUCAAAAUAGGUGGUGAUGUGUGCGUGUGGUGGAGGGGAGUUGAUGUUUUACACGGAGCCAGCGACUAAGACUAUAUCACGGCAAGGUAGCCAGUUCUGUAAACAUAUGCCACAUGCAGAGAAAGAGCAGCGUGCCUGAGAUGAGAGCUGAACCCUGGACAGCCAGCCCUCGCUGUACUAGUGACAGGCGCUGUUGUGCCAGUGAUCACCUACACAGAAUAAGGCAAAUUAAGAAUAAUACAAAGGCAAACACAGAAUAAUAAUUUAAAAAUAGGCAUAACAUCACUCUGAAAGAGGACCAAGGAAUCUGGCCAUCUACAUGUCCUAUCCAUGAGUUGCUUUUAUUUAUUUAUUAUUUAUUUUAAUUAUUUAGGAUUGCUGCCAGAUGAAUGAGUGCAGAUAACAAGUGGCUCUAGCCUUAGUAUCUCAUAACCUACCAUUUCAGUUUAUGCAUCUAAUGUCAAAAAUGGAGCCAGUUGACUAAAAUUGCAGUCAAU